AUGGAUGGCCACCGCUGCUGCACCAAACAGAAUGUCAAACGAGGCCUAUGGUCUCCUGAAGAAGAUGAGAAGCUUUUCACAUACAUCACCACCUAUGGACAUGGAAAGUGGAGCUCUGUCCCAAAAUUUGCUGGCCUGCAUAGGUGUGGAAAGAGUUGCAGAUUGAGAUGGAUAAACUAUCUAAGACCAGAUCUUAAGAGGGGUUCCUUCACUUCAGAGGAAAAACAGACUAUCAUUGAUGUUCAUAGGAUCUUGGGCAACAAAUGGGCACAGAUAGCUAAGCAUCUCCGAGGAAGAACAGACAAUGAGGUGAAGAAUAUCUGGAACUCAUGCAUCAAGAAAAUGCUUUUCUCACAAGGGUUGGACCCAAACACUCACAAUCUCAUACCUUCUCAUCAGAGAGCCUAUAACGACGUUGCAUGCAAAUGCAAUGUAUCACCAAACCAUGAACUAUCCAAUUCAGUUUUCACUCUGAAUUCUCAGAUUACAAAUGCUUACACCUUGGAAAUGGGAACACCUAUUUUUGCAGUACCUGAUAAUCAGCCUCCAUUGCUUCAAAACCCUAAUCCUGUUUGGAAUCAGAGUCUCACUGACUUUACCAGUUUCCCUCACGUAUCAUCCAUUGAGAGCACACCCAAUAUUUCUUCUUCUUUAGUGAAUCUAUCUGGGAUUGGGCUCUUAAACCAUGAGAAUUGUGUUUGGGGUGACAGUACUUUUGCACCCUUUGAAGCGCCAAUAUUGGAAGGAGAGCGACCAAUGAGACAAGAAGUACUGCAAGAGAAGGAAAAGGUUUCUGAGAUGGGAACUAAUAAGGUUAUUCAGAACGUGGAUACUUCGUUUGAUAGCUCUAGCUUUGAUCUGCGGUUUGUGGAGUCGACCUUUGUUUCUGAUUUUAUGCAUCAUGAUUUCAUCUCUAUGGAUGAUUUUGCAUGGAACUAG
Molecule: messenger RNA, 939 nt
Organism: Quercus lobata
Lineage: Eukaryota; Viridiplantae; Streptophyta; Magnoliopsida; Fagales; Fagaceae
Product: transcription factor MYB41-like
Exons: 3
Coding region: 1-939 (312 amino acids)
Source: RefSeq, a predicted model, not a curated record